Molecule: messenger RNA, 2411 nt
Organism: Eubalaena glacialis (North Atlantic right whale)
Lineage: Eukaryota; Metazoa; Chordata; Mammalia; Artiodactyla; Balaenidae
Gene: SSH3
Product: slingshot protein phosphatase 3
Exons: 14
Coding region: 112-2070 (652 amino acids)
Biological process (GO): negative regulation of actin filament polymerization; actin cytoskeleton organization; protein dephosphorylation
Cellular component (GO): cytoplasm
Molecular function (GO): protein tyrosine/serine/threonine phosphatase activity; actin binding
Source: RefSeq, a predicted model, not a curated record
CCCUGGUGGCUCCGGACUCUCCUUCCUGGUCCUGCGGGGCAGGGACUGUCCGUGGGGCUGCGGGAGGGUGCAGUGUGGCCCUGCCGGCCCAGGUGCUCCCGGCCUGGUUCCAUGGCCCUGGUCACAGUAAGCCGCUCGCCCCCGGCCGGCGGCCACUCCACGCCUGUGGGGCCCACGCAGGACCAGGUGUCCCAGCGCAGAAGCCGGCUCCAGCGAAGGCAGAGCUUUGCAGUACUCCACGGGGCUGUCCUGGGACUGCAGGAUGGAGGCGAUGAUGGAGAUGCAGCCAAGGCCAGCUCUGAGCCAGUGGAGGAACCCCCCGGGGAGGAGCAGCCCCACGGGGACCAGACAGACGACGGGCAUGGGCCCCACAGUCCCAGGAAGCAGGAACAGAGUCAGCAUCUGCGCCUCAUGGUGGGGCUGCUAAGGCCACAAGACGACAUCCGCCUGGCAGCCCAGCUGGAGGCGGCCCGGCCCGCCAGGCUCCGCUACCUGCUGGUAGUUUCCACAAGAGAACGUCUGAGCCAGGAUGAGACAGUCCUUCUGGGUGUGGAUUUCCCUGAUAGCAGCUCCCCAAGCUCCCCCAGCUGCACCCUAGGCCUGGUCUUGCCUCUCUGGAGUGACACCCAGGUGUACCUAGAUGGAGACGGGGGCUUCAGUGUGACAUCUGGUGGGCAGAGUCGAAUCUUCAAGCCAGUAUGCAUCCAGACCAUGUGGGCCACGCUCCAGGUGUUGCACCAGGCAUGUGAGGUGGCUCUAGGCAGUGGUCUUGUGCCAGGGGGCAGUGCCCUCGCCUGGGCCAGCCACUACCAGGACAGACUGAGCUCUGACCAGAGCUGCCUCAACGAGUGGAUGGCCAUGGCUGACCUGGAGUCUCUGCGGCCUCCCAGCAUCGAGCCCGGCCGGGCCUCGGGACAGGAACAGAUGGAGCAGGCGAUCCGGGCUGAGCUGUGGGAGGUGCUGGACUCCAGUGACCUGGAGAGCGUCACUUCCAAAGAGAUCCGCCAGGCCCUGGAGCUGCGCCUGGGAUGCCCUCUCCAACAGUACCGCGACUUCAUCGACAACCAGAUGCUGCUCCUCAUGGCCCAGCAAGACCGGGCGUCCCGCAUCUUCCCGCACCUCUACCUGGGCUCAGAGUGGAACGCAGCGAACCUGGAGGAGCUGCAGAGAAACAGGGUGAGCCACAUCUUGAACAUGGCCCGCGAGAUUGACAACUUCUACCCCGAGCGCUUCACCUACCACAACGUGCGCCUCUGGGAUGAGGAGUCGGCCCAGCUGCUGUCCCACUGGAAGGAGACGCACCGCUUCGUGGAGGCUGCAAGAGCGCAGGGCACCCGGGUGCUGGUCCACUGCAAGAUGGGCGUCAGCCGCUCGGCCGCCACGGUGAUCGCCUACGCCAUGAAGCAGUACGGCUGGAGCCUGGAGCAGGCUCUGCGCCACGUGCAGGAGCUGCGGCCCAUCGCCCGCCCCAACCCCGGCUUCCUGCGCCAGCUGCAGACCUACCAGGGCAUCCUGACUGCUAGCCGGCAGAGCCAUGUCUGGGAGCAGAAAGUGGGUGGGGCCUCCCCAGAGGAGCCCCUGGCCCCCGAGGUCUCUACACCGUUCCCACCUCUUCAGCCAGAACCCGGGGGCAGUGGGGAGCUGAAUGUGGUGGGGUUGGAGGAGAGCCAGGCAGCCCCAGAAGAAGAGCCUGGGUCACGGCCCCGUAUCAACCUCCGCGGGGUUAUGAGAUCCAUCAGCCUCCUGGAGCCAUCCUCAGAGCUGGAAAGCACCUCAGGGGACGGUGACCUGCCAGAGGUUUUCUCUCCAAAGGAGCUUUCAGAUGAAGACACUCCACAGCCCUUCCCUCAGCUCUCAAGCGCCAAGGGAGGCCAGCAGGCCCGCAAGGGGCCUUGGCCUGCCCUGAAGUCCCGCCAGUCUGUGGUUGCCCUCAACAACGCCGCCCUGGUGGCCAGCCGGACCCGGGCCUUCCAGGAGCAGCGGAAGGCUGGCUGUCCGUCCACACCCAGGCACCAGAAGGUGGUGAGGCAGGCCAGCGUGGAUGACAGUGACGAGGAGGGCGAGGUGUGAGCCCACACACAUUCCCACGCCCCCCCUAGACACAAACAGAGGCGCCGGAACACAGCUCCUGGGAUGAGCACCCCUCACUCCUGUCGGCCUGUCCACGUUCCUCUUAGCUCCUCCCCAGGAGGCCCCAGACUCCCGUCACUACAGCCUCAGCACCUACAGCCUUAAGUCUCAGACCCAUGUCCACCUGUCCAAGGGCUCAAGAUUUCCUCCACAUCUGGGGAUGUGGUAGAGAGACUGAAGGUGCCUUUGGGGGCAACAGUACCCUAGCUUCAUUCUCAACUGCUGCCUGAAACACACACUUGCAGCCAUGGAAUAAAAAACAGAGUUUCUCAGUGCAGAAA